AUGCUUGGCUGGUCAUCCGCCUAUCAGUUUCGCCGCCCUGACGUCAAAUCAUUCUAUCCCGAGUCACGGACAACCACUUUCGUCAUCGUCUAUUACUACGAUUGGCCAUUUGGACAAAUCAAACCCGCAUAUACUGCAGCCUCCUCACCCCCCCCCACCGACCCCAAAAUCGUCCUCAUCGGCGACGCCUCCCACGGCACCUCCGAGUUCUACGCCGCGCGCGCCGAGCUCACCAAGCACCUGAUCACGCACCACGGCUUCACCGUCGUGGCUGCCGAGGCCGACUGGCCCGACGCCGAGGCCGUCGAUCGCUACGUGCGGCAGCGGCCUGGGGUUGGGACUGGGACUGGGCCCGGGGUGGGUGUGGGGGGGGCGGGAGCGGUGAUUGAUGGUGGGGGCCCGGUGGUGCGGGAUGGUGGCGGGGUGGGGAGGGAGCCGGCGUUCGCGCGGUUCCCGACGUGGAUGUGGCGGAAUCGGGAGGUGCAGGGGUUUGUGGAGUGGUUGAGGGGGUGGAAUAGGGGGGUGAGGGAGAGAGGCGGAGAGGGGGAGGUUGGGUUUUAUGGCCUGGAUUUGUACUCGUUGAGGGCGUCCAUGGAGGCGGUGGUGGAGUAUUUGGAGAGAGUGGAUCCGGAGAUGGGGGAGGCGGCCGCGAAACGGUAUAGUAGGAUGAUGGAGUGGGCGGAGGACCCGCAUGGGUAUGGGAUGCAGGUGCUGAGCGAGGGGUUUAAGGGGUGCGAGAAGGAUGUGGUGAAGGUGUUGAAGGAUUUGUUGGAGAAGAGGUUGGAGUAUGCGGCGUUAGGUGCGGAUGGGGAGGAGUUUCAUAGUGCUGAGCAGAAUGCUAGGCUGGUGAGGGACGCCGAAAAGUACUACAAGGCCAUGUACUAUGGCCGUGACGAGUCCUGGAACCGACGGGACCGGCACAUGUUCGACACCCUCGUCCGUGUGUUGAAGCACCGCGGCAAGAAUGGACCGGCCAAGGCAGUCGUGUGGGCGCAUAACAGUCACAUCGGUGACGCCCGUGCCACGAGCAUGAGCUGGUCUCGCAAGGAGUUCAAUAUCGGGCAGUUAUGUAAAGAGACGUUUGGUGAGCAGGCGCUCAGCAUCGGUUGCUGCGGUAAUACGGGCACAGUGGCGGCCGCUCGUCGCUGGGGCGCCGAUAUGUCGGUGAUGCAAAUUCGGCCGGGCCUUUCCAACAGCUACGAGGAGUUGAUGCAUGCCACGGGAGUCAAGAGCUUUGCGCUUGACCUCCGGGAAGGGCACUGCGACGACAAGCUGCGGAAGGCGCUCAGUAAAAAGCGGUUGGAGCGCUUCAUCGGUGUCAUCUACGUGCCACAUACGGAACUCCAGUCACACUACUCGAUGGCGGUGCUGCCCGAGCAGUUUGACGGUUUCAUUUGGUUCGACGAAACCCGCCAUGUUGGCGCCCUAGAGGUCCAUCAGCCUCACGUGGCUUUGGAAUACGGCGAGACUUGGCCAUUUGGAUUGUAG
Chaetomium globosum CBS 148.51 is the source of this 1488-nucleotide messenger RNA. RefSeq lists its product as uncharacterized. Bases 1 to 1488 code for a protein of 495 amino acids. The transcript is spliced from 3 exons. Lineage: Eukaryota; Fungi; Ascomycota; Sordariomycetes; Sordariales; Chaetomiaceae. Gene Ontology annotation, biological process: response to antibiotic. The record is from RefSeq and is a predicted model, not a curated record.